Molecule: messenger RNA, 1163 nt
Organism: Ambispora gerdemannii
Lineage: Eukaryota; Fungi; Glomeromycota; Glomeromycetes; Archaeosporales; Ambisporaceae
Source: the annotation of a GenBank genome assembly
AAGUAGGACAUGGAGGAAUGAGUAAAACAUAUGAUGCGAUUAAGGAUAAAUAUUCUUGGGUACCUGAAGACUUGGUGAAAAAAUUUUGCGCUUGUUGUACUCGGUGUACUACACGACGAUCAUUAGCUCAACCAGUAGCUGCGAAGCCUAUUUUGGCGAAAGGCUUUAUGUGUCGCUUGCAAGUGGACUUAAUUGAUAUGCAUAAUCGACCAGAUGGUUCUUCUAAGUAUAUUUGCCAUGCUCGCGAUCAUUUUUCAAAGUUUUGUUGGUCUUCUGCUCUUCCUUCUAAAGAAGCCAAAGAGCAAAAGCUCUCAAAAUGGAUGGAAGAUAAAGGAACUAAUAACUGGGCGAGUGGACUUUGUUGGGUGACCUACGCAAUGAACAUGGAAGUCUCUUCGGUAACAGGCUUUCCACCAUAUCAAAUAGUGUUUGGCAGAAAACCUCCGGAAAACAUUGAGAGAAAUGCGGAAAACCAGUGUCAAGAAAAAAGUGCCGACAGACAAUGGCAGCGACAAAAUUUUAUUGAGCAACAAGCAGAGGAAAUCAGCAACUUAGAAAGCACUAGUACCCACCUCAAUAACUCCCGUCAUACUUCAGUUACAAUUUCAAGUGAUGAAUAUGAUAGUGACGAAUGCAAUGCAUUACACGACAUUACUAACUUACCCACCGAUCACUAUGAAGUAUAUCAAGUUGCUCGUGACCGAUAUACUAAAAACGCCAAAAUAAUGCGAGAAAAAAUGCUUCGUAAAAAUGCCAAACGAAAAAUAUCAUAUGAAAUCGGAGAUUUUGUGCGAAUUGGAAUUCCGAAAAUUGAUCGUUCAAGUACCGAUAGAAAGCUUCUCAUAUGCAAAGUGGUCGGAACUGUCGAUGGUGAAUUCUAUAGAUUAGGAUGCAAGUCAGGAGUAUUAAAUGUAUAUUAUCGUGCAGUAGAAUUGAUGCCUACGAAGGCUAUGGAUUUUCCAGAAUUGCGAGAAAUACCAAAUACUUUGAUUUCUUUGCGUGAAGCAUCAUUGUACCAAAGCCGGGGGGAAAUGACAGGUUAUCAAUGUAAUUGCAAGGGAAGUUGUAGAACUAAUCAUUGCAAUUGUAAGAAAGCUGGGGUCAUGUGUGGGGCACGGUGUCAUGGCGGUGGUAGCAAUACUUGUGAAAAUCAAAAUGAAUAA